UGCGCGCUCACGUACAACGCGUGGUUCUUUCACAUUGCCGUAAGUAGGGAAGACUAGUCCGUCGUUUUAAAGGUUCCAGGGGUUCUUUUACAUGUUUUAAUUGAGAUUAGCCACUCUGCGUCUUAGACUGAAGCCUGUUUGGUCUAGGGGUGGAGUGGAGAGUGCGAGAGGCUCCCGCUGGAAGCACACACAUCGUUCGCUGAUCAUUGCGGUGGAUUUGAGGGGUGUUUGUUAGAGGAGAAAUGGCCACUGAGGUGGAGACUCUCCUGCCGAACAACUCGCUGCUCAAGCCGGAGGAGCUCGAGCACCAGGCCGGCGGAGACGGAGGGUUUGUGGGGAAGGAGCAGAGCCUGAAACGGGCGAAGGACGAGAGCAACAGCCAGGCGAAGGAGAACCUGGAGCAGGAGAGCGAAGACGACGCGUGUAAGACGGAGUUCACCGAGGCUCCGCCGCCCAAGGUGAACCCGUGGACGAAGAAGAUGAGCGGCGUCAACGGACAAGCGCUGCACGAGCAUUCUGGUCCCACGAAGGUGGUGAAGGCCGGGAACACGCGAGCGAGGCGCGGAGGAAAGGUGGGGGAUUUCGGAGACACGAACAACUGGCCGACGCCUGGAGAGAUUGCAACGAAAGAAGUCCAGGUUGUGAAGAAGUCAGCGGUGAAGCGAGAGUCCAAGGGAAAGAGGGAAAAUGAAGAGAGCAAAGAAAACCUCAAAGCCAAGUCUGACGACUCUGGAGAAGAGAAAAACACGGACGAGGAGUCGCAGAAAAACGGACACAAAAAGAGAGGAAAUAAGCACAAGUGGGUUCCUCUGAUGAUCGAGGUGAAGUCUGAGGGUCCGCGCGAGCGCUCGGCCUCCAGGAACAACACGCGCCAGUUUGAUCACCGGAUCCCUCCGGGCGGCAGGAACGACCUGAGAGAUUGGCACAGUGGGAAGUACGAUCAGGAGUUGAGGGAUGACCAUGACGAGGUGUCGAGUGUGAAGAGCGAGGGAGCGCCGUACAGAGCCGGGGCCCGGGGCCGAGGCCGGGGUCGGGGCCGAGGAAGAGGACGAGGAAGAGGCCGAGGUCAUUAUGACUACUACGGCUAUAAAGGCUUUGAUGGCAAGGAUGGAGCCUGUGGUCAGAAGUUCAACAGCACAGUGACUUACUAUUAUGACAACAUGAGCAGUAACGACCUGUACACUGUGGACCACGACCUGCUCAAGGACUACAUCAAGAGGCAGAUCGAAUACUACUUCAGCAGUGACAACCUGGAGAGGGACUUCUUCCUGCGCAGGAAGAUGGAUGAGGAGGGUUUCCUUCCGGUGUCUCUGAUCGCCAGCUUCCACCGCGUGCAGGCGCUCACCACCGACGUCAGCCUCAUACUGGAGGCCCUGAAGGACAGUAAAAUAGUGGAUAUCACGGAUAUGAAAAUCCGCUGCAAGGAGGAGCCGGAGAAAUGGCCCCUGCCGGGCCUCGCCUUGCCCGACCAGUCGCAGACAGACUUCUCCCAGUUCAUCAACUGCCCGGAGUUUGUUCCCAGGAACGUUGUGGACAAACACACAGGCUCCCCGAGAUCCUCCACACCGCAGCACCACAAGACUGAUGACGUGAGCAACCUGAAGCUGAUGCCCAAGGGCCUGUCCGCCAGCCUGCCGGAUCUGGACUCGGAGUCAUGGAUCGAGGUCAAGAAGAGGCCGAGGCCUUCACCCGCCCGACCCAAGAAAGCAGAUGCGGUGCGUUCGCCCGCUCAGACCGGCCCGGCGUCAGGCGAGGAGCCGGACGAGCCCGAGGAGCUGGACUUCAUGUUCGACGAGGAGAUGGAGCAGAUCGACGGCCGGCGCAACACUUUCACCGACUGGUCGGACGAGGAUUCGGACUGUGAAAUCGAUGAUCGAGACGUCAACAAGAUCCUGAUCGUGACUCAGACGCCGCCGUACCUGCGCAAGCACCCAGGAGGAGACCGCACGGGGAACCACACCUCGAGGUCCAAGCUGAGCAGCGAGCUCGUGAAGGUCAUCAACGACGGCCUGUACUACUACGAGCAGGACCUCUGGGACGACACGUACGAACCGGAGUACGCCAUGAUCAAGCAAGAAGUGGAGAACUUCAAGAAGGUGCACCUGAUCAGCAGAGAGGAGUUCGAGUGCCUGACCCCUGAGCCGCCCAUCGACCCCAACCAGGAGGUUCCCCCGGGCCCGCCCCGACCCCAGCAGAUCCCCACGGAGGCCUUGGCCAACAAGCUGUUCGGCGCCCCAGAACCGUCGGCCAUCGCUCGCUCUCUCCCGACGACAGUGCCUGACUCGCCCAACUACCGCAGUGCCCGAACGCCCCGGACCCCCCGCACCCCCCGCCUGAAGGACCCCACGCAGACGCCACGCUUCUACCCCGUGGUGAAGGACGGCCGGCCGCUCGAUGCCAAGACCCCUCGCAAGAGGAAGACGCGACACAGCUCCAACCCGCCCAUGGAGUGUCAUGUGGGCUGGGUGAUGGACUCGCGAGAGCACCGCUCGCGCACCGCCUCCGUCAGCUCGACCGCGAGCCCGUCGGAAGGCACCGCAGCGAUGGGGAACUACGGCUGCACGCCUCAGUCUCUCCCCAAGUUCCAGCACCCGUCGCACGAGCUCCUGAAGGAGAACGGCUUCACACAGCACGUCUACCACAAGUACCGGCGGCGCUGCCUCAACGAGCGCAAGCGUCUGGGCAUCGGCCAGUCUCAGGAGAUGAACACGCUGUUCCGCUUCUGGUCCUUCUUCUUGCGGGAUCACUUCAACAGGAAGAUGUACGAGGAAUUCAGACAGCUGGUGGUGGAGGAUGGGAAGGAAGGAUACAGGUACGGCCUGGAGUGUCUCUUCAGGUUUUAUAGCUAUGGACUCGAGAGGAAGUUCAGGCCGGACAUAUUUAAAGAUUUCCAAGAGGAGACCACUAAAGACUAUGAAGCAGGCCAGCUGUAUGGACUCGAGAAGUUUUGGGCUUUUCUUAAAUACUCGAAAACAAAGAACAUGGAGAUCGACCCCAAGCUGCAGGUGCAUUUGAGCAAGUUCAAGCGUCUCGAAGACUUCAGAGUGGACCCGCCCAUGGAGGAAGGUGGGCGUAAGAGACACUCUUCCAGCGGAGAUGGCCGUCGCCGUCACCCUUCCCAGCAGUCCAACCGAUCCCAGAACCAGGUCACUUCAGGCUCCGCCCCCCUGGCUGGAGCUCCUCCCACCAGAGAUGCUGCUUCAGGCUCCGCCCCGCCGGCUGGAGCUCCUCCCACCAGAGAUGCUGCUUCAGGCUCCGCCCCCUCAGCUGGAGCUCCUCCCCCCAGAGAUGCUGCCAACACCCCGAGCCAGCGAACCGCCUCAGACGGCAAGCCCCCGAAGUGAGCGUCUCAUGGGCCGCGGGUCCGACCGCCCGAACACAAGCAUGACACAGCGGCUCUCCAACGAACGGCUCACGAUUGUCCAAUCUAGGCUCUUCCAUCUUCCCCUCGGUCACAGCAUUGUGCAUCAGAAACGGACAGCAGAGGGCAUGAGAAAUACUUCCAUUCUUCGUUUUAUUAAAGACUUUGAAGUUUUAUUCCUGUUGUAUCAUUGGGGUACAAAAAGGCUUUUGUUGAAUCUUUCUGCUCUAUAAUCCUCAGUGGACUCACUGUUUUAUUUGGCCGAACGACGCGUGAUUCCACCAUGAUCUUUUUUUUUUUCUUUCCUUGUUAGAGAUCGUGUUGAACGAUGAUAAGAUUGCUCUUGACUAGACUAGGUACUGGAUGAGGCAAACCCGUAACACAGAAAAUAAUGCAAAUACUAUAGAUCUGCAGUUGUUUGAGCGAGAUGAUUUUAUGUUACCGUUUUUUUUUUUUCGGGGGUGGACGCUAAA
This is a messenger RNA of Rhinichthys klamathensis goyatoka, 3834 nucleotides long. RefSeq names its product La ribonucleoprotein 1, translational regulator (gene larp1). The record is from RefSeq and is a predicted model, not a curated record. Lineage: Eukaryota; Metazoa; Chordata; Actinopteri; Cypriniformes; Leuciscidae. Gene Ontology annotation, molecular function: RNA cap binding. The transcript has 20 exons. Gene Ontology annotation, cellular component: cytosol; cytoplasmic stress granule. Gene Ontology annotation, biological process: mRNA stabilization; positive regulation of translation. The coding region runs from base 243 to 3344 and encodes 1033 amino acids.